Messenger RNA from Beta vulgaris subsp. vulgaris (sugar beet), 1396 nucleotides. Its product is annotated as haloacid dehalogenase-like hydrolase domain-containing protein Sgpp. The record is from RefSeq and is a predicted model, not a curated record. The coding region runs from base 355 to 1128 and encodes 257 amino acids. Lineage: Eukaryota; Viridiplantae; Streptophyta; Magnoliopsida; Caryophyllales; Amaranthaceae. The transcript has 5 exons.
UACCUAGAGGUAAGGUAUGAGCCAUACCCACCUCCCCCCAUGGGUUUCUAAACCCCAUACCUUAUGGGUUUGAGGUAUGGGUUUAAAAUUUAGAAAUAAGUUAAACAAACACUAGGUAUGGGUUUUGUUCAUUCCAAACCCAUACCUCAUACCUAAAACUAGUGAACCAAACACCCCCUAAAUUCAACAAUUUGGUUCUUAUAGUUCUGACGAAUAUUCUUGUGAAUAACUUUUUCUCCCACUUUUUUGCAUAAAUUUCCAUCAUCUCCUCGACUCCUCAAAUCUCGUAUCAGCUAACCCACUUCACACAGACCACAAAAUUCAUCAAAAGAAUUCGUUAUUCGCCAUUUUACCAUGACAGUUUCAUCUGGUGAGAUUUCUAUUUCUUCAUCUGACAGCAGCAAAUCUGCUCUGGUCAAACUUGCUCCAGUUGAGGCAGUUUUAUUUGAUGUAGAUGGAACCUUGUGUGAUUCAGAUCCUCUCCACCACCAUGCCUUCCGUGACAUGCUCCUGGAGAUAGGUUUCAAUGGUGGUGUUCCAGUAGAUGAGGAUUUCUUCAUCAAGAACAUAGCAGGCAAGCAUAAUGAUGACAUUGCCAGGGCUCUUUUCCCUGAUGACUACGAACGGGGCUUGAAAUUUACAGAUGAGAAGGAAGCCUAUUUCAGAAGGUUGGUUGUAGAACAGCUGAAGCCUAUUGACGGCCUUACCAAGCUAGUAAAUUGGAUCAAAGAUCGUGGCUUGAAAAGGGCAGCUGUUACUAAUGCCCCUAGAGCUAAUGCUGAGCUAAUGAUCUCAAUGCUCGGCCUCACAGAAUUCUUUCAGGCUAUUAUAGUUGGAAGUGAAUGUGAACAUGGAAAACCUCACCCAGGUCCUUAUCUGAAAGGUUUAGAAGCAAUCGGCGCAUCGAAAGAGCAUACUUUUAUCUUUGAGGAUUCUCCUUCUGGAAUCAGAGCUGGGGUAGCUGCUGGAAUGCCUGUGAUCGGUUUAAGUACCAGAAAUCCUGAAAACCUUUUGAUGGAAGAAAAACCAGCUUUCCUCAUUAAAGAUUAUGAAGAUCCAAAAUUGUGGGCUGCUUUGGAGGAGCUUGAAAAGCAAGGUGGUGCUGGAACUCAAACAGAUGCAGCUUGAGAUGUUUAGUUUUAGAAGAUGCAUAUAAGCAUUAGAGAGGUCUGUGAACAGGUCUUCCAAGUUGCGAAAAUUCAUAUUGGCUGAAGAAUAAAAUUAGGUGACAUGCACACAUAUGCUGCAUCUCUUGGAAUUUUGUAGUUUCAAAGCUCGUCUGUUCUCCUUACUGAUACUGCUGGAGGCAGAUGUAUUUGUUCAUUAUCCAGUCGAUUAAAUACUGAUAAACAGAAUUACUCCUCAUCUAUACAAUAAAACAAUAUUGAUCCAAAAA